UCGCGUCGAGCAACGUUUCAGUCUGUCAGUCUAUUGGAACAGUUUGCCCCACUGCGCAUUUACAAAACUACGACUUCUUUUCGCUCUCUUCUUGUGAUUGAUGUAAUGCUAGCCUUCCUAUUUUGGAUCAGUAUUUUCACAACAGCUAUCAUAGCAACAGAUACUCGCAAAAUAUUGGAACUCACAGAGAGCAAUUUCGAUGUGAUCAUCGAGUCAAAUAAGCAUGUCCUUGUCGACUUCUACGCUCCAUGGAGUAUGGACUCGAAAUUGUUCUUUCAGCAGUACGAAUCAAUGUCAGACACCUAUUAUUAUUUGUAUGAUGUUAUCUAUGCGAAAAACUCGCAACACAACUAGAUGUUCGUGAAUAUCCGACACUUCUUCUUUUCCAACACGGAACUCCUCUUGAAUAUCGUGGAGCACGGUCAGUUAAUUCAAUUCACUUGUGGAUCAUGAAAAGUGCAUUUUUGAACCGAAAAUUGUUAGGACGGUUCGGAAAUUGAAUGAUAUGAUCGACAAAAAACGAGUUGUGACGUUGGCUUAUUUUGAGAAAACCGACUUCUAUCUUGCUCGAAUUUUCGAACUCAUGUAUGAACGUGAUAAUGACAUCUUCUAUGGCAUCACUGAUUCAUCAGAAGUUGCCGCGUCUGUAAAUCUUGAUGAGUAUGGUUUUGUUAUAAUCACAAAGAGUAAGGAAGGGAGAGAGAUGAGAUAUUUCUCUGAACAAGAUCUGGCACAGGACUACUCGGCCUUUAUAAGAUGGUACCACGAAUUCAAACUUCCGCUGGUGAUAACUUCCAGACAAAAUAUGAAAGACGCAGUUGAAACAAGACAAUUUAAUAUGGUUCAUGUGUUGUACAUCAAAAAGUCAGAUACUGAUUACAACUCGACAAUUUCCAAGUUUACCGAUACAGCAAGACGAUUCCAUGGUCGUUUCAAGAUUUUAUUUUUCAUACGUCAUUUGGAUGAAUCAAGGGAUAAUACAUAUAUUCCCAAACGUAUCCGUUUCUUGAUCAAUUAUUCACCUACUACUACACCAAGCAGCGUAAUUUAUAAAGAAAGAAACUCACACUAUGUCAUGUUCAAACUUAUUGGAAAUAGUAGCUUUGAGGAGUUCACCACUUCUGUAUUACGAGGAAAUGUGCCUAGAUAUUACCAAUCUCAGGAUCUUCCGAAGGAUUGGGAUGCGAAGCCAGUGAAGGUUUUAGUACAGUCAAACUUCCAUGAAGUGGUAUUCAACAAAACUAAUAAUGUACUUGUUUUCUUUAUUGAAACCUAUUAUUUUGAUGAGCCAGCUCUGGACGAGCUCGCAGAACAAUUUAAAUCUACGGUUGUAAUCGCUAGAAUGGAUACUGACAAAAAUGAGAUCCCCGGCAUGGAAAUCAAAGAAAAUCCAACCUGGAGGUUGUGGCCUGCAGUAACCAAAAUUCCUGUUGAUUUCAAGGACGCGUAUGGAUGGAAUGAUGAAAAACUGAGAGAUUUUCUUAAUAAGCAUAUCACACAUUGAACUUUUUAAAAAGUUUUUUGUUUCUUUUGGAAUAAUGAUUUUUGUGAAAUCCUUCUAACUUUUCUCGAAUCACCAGAAUUAUCAAGUUGUUUUUUGAACUUUACGAAAAAAAAAGUUGGUUUAAUUUUUAGAAUAUUCGAAGAAAAAUAACUAAUCGUUGCUCAAAAUGUGUGCUUACAUUUUCCCUUUUGUGUUAUGAUAAUCUUUCAUAUUUCUCGUUUUUUUUUCGGUAUUUAUGGAAUACGGGCUGUAAAAAGGUACCUCUGGUCAAAACUGACGUAACUUUAGAACCUGAUUAGAUUACAUACACAAACUAUUAUAUCUCAAAAAAAAAUCAUAUGAUUUUGUUGAAAAAAUACCAAAAACUUUUACAUAAAUUUUACUUUCAGAAAAUAUGUUUAAAAUUCUUGUAGCUAAUCAGGUUCUAAAGUUACGUCAGUUUUAACCAGAGGUACCUUUUUACAGCCCGUAUUCCAUAAUCUCAAAAACCAUCACAGUUAAGUAUACUUGUUAGUUAAUUUUCCGAAAGAACAUAGUAGAAAACCUUGCAAUUAAUAAAACCUGUGGAUAUAGUUUUUCUUUAGAAGUAUUAAAUUUUGCCAAGAUUUUUUGAUUUAAUACUAAAUUUCAUUGAUUUUUCUUUGAUUUUUCGAGUUAUCCAGCAUGAUUUAAGUACAAUUU
This is a messenger RNA of Caenorhabditis elegans, 2185 nucleotides long. It is a transcript of the gene M04D5.1, whose product is annotated as Thioredoxin domain-containing protein. NCBI's taxonomy places the organism in Eukaryota, Metazoa, Nematoda, Chromadorea, Rhabditida, Rhabditidae. Bases 506 to 1504 code for a protein of 332 amino acids. The record is from RefSeq and is marked reviewed. The transcript has 4 exons.